This is a messenger RNA of Pygoscelis adeliae (Adelie penguin), 1718 nucleotides long. RefSeq lists its product as uncharacterized. The record is from RefSeq and is a predicted model, not a curated record. NCBI's taxonomy places the organism in Eukaryota, Metazoa, Chordata, Aves, Sphenisciformes, Spheniscidae. The transcript has 6 exons. The coding region runs from base 271 to 1293 and encodes 340 amino acids.
GCGAGCAUCUCAGUUCAGUGUCCCCCCCAGCCCUGGCUCGCCAUAUGAUUUCUCCUAAGGGAUAACCGCUGAGCGGGACCACAUCUCCAAGCUGAUCCUUUGCUGAUAAGCUGGCUGCCAGGUCUCCAGCGCUAAGACAAAAGAAUUUUUCUAUUCCCAGCAGGUUUUUUUGCUGUGAAUGACAGAAGAAGAGGGAAAAGCAAGCUGCCAGGCACUCCUCGCAGGCAAGAGGCUUCGGGGGCUCCUUCCCCCCCACUGUGCUGGCAGACCAUGGAGCUUUUCAGGCUGAGCCUGGGCUGUAUUUGCCUCCUUCCUUGGCUUGAGGUAGCAGGGGAACAAGGCUUCCUCAUAAGGAACACCCGGCUGGAAAAGUGCAUUCACACCUCCCACCACGAGACCAACGGCAUCAGCCUGAGUGACUGCAAGGAGAACUCCCAGCAGCAGCAGUGGAGCUGGGACCCCGCCACCAGGACCAUCGUCAGCCUUAAAACAAAGCAGUGCUUGUCGGCCCACAAGAUGCGGGAGUAUGCCCCGGUCAAGCUGGAGCCCUGCGGGGACUGGGAACGCCAAGCAUGGUCCUGCAGCAAGAAAGGACACUUGACUCUGCAGAGCUUGGGCUUCCACCUCAGCACCAAGGAAGGAGGCCACAAGGUCUUUGUCUCAAGGGAGAAGGACAAAUUCAGCAGGUGGAAGACUUUAGCGGAUGAAACAAUCUGUGCUGCUGCCCAGACAGCAGCUCUGAGGCCCAGCAAACCAACACAACAAGCCAUAGACACACGGGUGUGGACCUAUGAAACUAAAACCAUUGAUUCAUCAAAGAUCGAUGCUGUGAACAGAGAAUCUUCUGUGAGCUUGACUGACCCACCUCUGGGUAACAAAUUUAACAGCACAGUGCCUCCAGUGAAGACCAAACAGGCAUACCAUCCAGCAAACGACGAUGUGUCCCACAAUCACUCUAAAAAGCACCAUGGAAAUCGAGGGAAAAAUGCUGGGGCCAGGCUUGCAGGCACCAACUGGAAGACGGCCAUGCUGGUCCUCAGCCCCUUGGCAUUCAUACUGGGAUUAAUAAUACUGACACUCAAUGUUCAUUACAACAAGAAGAAGAAAAUCCUCUCUGCUCUGAAGAGCUCCCCAGCCAACAGCAGCAGAGCUGACUUACGGGAGCCGUCUCCCUUACGAAGAGGUCCUCAGCCAUCUCGCUCCCCUUCCUUGAGGCGUGGAGAGAUCCUCAUUGAGUGGAAAGAUGGGACUGUCACUCCUCUUUUUGAUAACGCCAAUUAUCAAAUGGACUAGCUCUGAAAUGAUGGAGCUGUUGUUCCAUCCUGUGUCACUCUUCCCACCAGGAAGAGUGUCACCAUAGCCAAUCUCCUCCCUGCCCUUGCUGUUUUGACAGGGAGUUGUAAGCACUGUUUGGUUUUUUUUUUAACACUUGAGAACAAUCUCCUUGCACAGCACGAGGUUGAAGCAAGCAGAGCAGAUUGUUUGGUUUGUAUAGGCACAUGCUGCUUAGCUCUUCCAGAGCUGAUAUAACUCGUAACAAAACCUAAAUUUAGCUAAAUGAAGCUGAGACUCUCACCAGCUGCAACUGUCCAUUGCCCUGAAAUUAUAGAGUUACUGAGCAUAUGAGAAAGUAAAUCCUUGGAGACAAGCUGUAAGGUGAAAAACAGAAGUCCUGAUGAUCCUUAAAUCCUUUUUAAGACACAACUAGCUGCCAACAG